Molecule: messenger RNA, 1176 nt
Organism: Danio aesculapii
Lineage: Eukaryota; Metazoa; Chordata; Actinopteri; Cypriniformes; Danionidae
Gene: oscp1a
Product: organic solute carrier partner 1a
Exons: 11
Coding region: 1-1176 (391 amino acids)
Biological process (GO): transport
Cellular component (GO): cytoplasm; plasma membrane
Source: RefSeq, a predicted model, not a curated record
AUGUCUCAAAGAACUCUUCCUUUGCUCAUUAUAAACCUCGGCGGAGAAAUGAUCUACAUUCUGGAUCAGCGCCUCCGAGCGCCGGAUGAAAACGAUGAAAAAACUCAGAGAGGCUGUUGGACAGAGGAUGACAGGAAAAGAGUUAUGAAUGAUAUAGUGAGCACUAUGUUUAGUAAAGUGUUUCUGGAGGAGCUCUUGCAGCCGCAGGAUCUGUACUCUCACCGAGCCCUGCGGACAGUGUUAACUCGGAUAGCACACACAUCUAUUAUGCGUCUCAAUCCGGCAAGCAUGGACAAGCUGUACGAUUUGAUGACCAUGGCCUUUAAGUAUCAGCUGGUUUUGUGUCCACGUCCACAAGAUUUACUGCUGAUCACCUUCAACCACACAGACGCCAUCAAGGAACUGGUAAAGGAUAAUCCCAGCCUCGUUAACCAGAUCAAUGAAGCCCAGCGGCUGCUUAUUGAGGUAUACACACCCUUAUCCGACGGUGAGCUUCAACUCAUCAGGCACACACUGCUGCUUCUCUUUCAAGAUAUGCAAAUCAGGGUUUCAAUCUUCUUGAAAGAAAAAAUCCAGAAUCCAAAUGGGCACUUUGUGCUGCAGACCUCAGGGCCGGUGCCUUAUGGACUUCAGGUUCCUGGUUUAAUCAGGUUGUUUAAUGCAAAAGGCAGAGAGGUGACGAGGAGCAGAUUUCCCAGUGGAGGAAGCUACACGAGUGCUUUAAACCCAGGAUCAUUGGACCUCUAUGGAGACAGGGUCACACUUCUAGGCACCAACAUGUACAGCACACCCUCACCUGAAGACAUGAACCCGUCAUCCACGCACACCAGCAGAGGGAAGCCAAAGCAGGCAGAUUCGACACCCAAUCCUUUGGCCACCGAGGAGCUCAAUCUGCUCGCGAAACUGAUGGGAGGAAUGGAGGUGCAGAAGCUCUCCAAUGUGGACGCUGGAUUCAAAGUCAACCUGCUGGCUUUAAACCAGGAGGAGGAGAGCAGUGGAACUUCAGAAGGAACUGAUCAACAUUCAUCAGCAGUCAUUAACAUUCAAGCCACGCAGGAUGAGCUGGCCAGCACUGAACUGGCUCGCAUAGCGGGAGAGUUUGAUGAAGAGGGAAACCAGACGGAGGAACUGGGAAACAAGGGUGACGAUUUGCUGGCCAUGAUGGAUGAGCUCUAA